Phoenix dactylifera (date palm) is the source of this 3006-nucleotide messenger RNA. RefSeq names its product G-type lectin S-receptor-like serine/threonine-protein kinase LECRK2. NCBI's taxonomy places the organism in Eukaryota, Viridiplantae, Streptophyta, Magnoliopsida, Arecales, Arecaceae. The record is from RefSeq and is a predicted model, not a curated record. Gene Ontology annotation, biological process: protein phosphorylation. Gene Ontology annotation, molecular function: ATP binding; protein serine/threonine kinase activity.
UUUGCUUCCGGUGCAAUUUAGUGAACAGAUCUUCAACAGGAAAAAGGCAAGUCCAGGUUCCAAAUGUUCCACAAGCUCGGUUUCUUCCGUAGACUGCUCAGCGCGCGUAAGAAACAUUGAACAAGCGAGGAACGAACCGCAACAACGCGGAAACCACAUGCCUGGAAACAAAGUCCUCCGGUCAAUGUCGAGCUGGACUUCAGGUCAAUGCAAAGGGACAUGAAGAAUUUUUCCAAUGUUUCUUCCACCAGCAGGCUUGGUGCCAUUUUUUAACCCCCAAAUAAGACGCAGUCUCGCAGCUAGAAGCUAGUAGCCCUCAUGAGAAUGAUGGCAUCCUCUUCUUCUCUUCUCCUCCAAUUCCUUGCUCCCCUCCUCCUGCCACUACUGUUAAUUAGCCCUUCUUACGCUCAAAGUCACCGCAAUAUAAGCUUGGGCUCCUUGCUCACCCCCCUCGGUCGAAACACCUCCUGGCUCUCCCCCUCCGGCGAGUUUGCAUUUGGGUUUCAUCCCCUCGAGAACAGUAACCUCUUUUUGCUCGCCAUCUGGUUCGAGAAGACAGCAGAGAAGGCUGUAGUCUGGUGCGCAAAUAGAGACAAACCGAUGCAAUACGGGUCCACGGCGGAGCUCACCACCGACGGGCAGCUCCUGCUCAAGGACCACAGUGGCCAGGAGGUGUGGAACGCCACCAUCAACAAUGCUUCCUACGCUGCUAUGCUCGAUACCGGUAACUUCGUGCUUGUCGGCGCUGAUGACUCUGUUAAUUGGCAGAGCUUCGACACUCCUACUGACACCAUCUUGCCCUCCCAAGUCCUGGAUCCGGGGACUGAGCUCCAGGCUCGUCUAACGGCCACCGACUACUCCAGUGGAAGGUUUAAGCUCAGUUUCCAGGACGGCGGCAAUCUGGUGUUAUACACAGCGGCCGUUCCUUCGGGCAAUCAGUCUGAUACUUACUGGACGAGCGACGUCACUGUCAGAAAUGGAUCAAAGCUCGUCUUCAAUGAGUCGGGCAGCAUCUACUUCACUCAAAAGAAUGGUACCAUAUUCAAUUCUACCUCCGCGACGAUGGAGCAGAUGAAGGAUUUCUACCAGAGGGCGACCCUCGACUUCGACGGCGUCUUCAGGCACUACGUCCACCCGAGGAACGGGACGAGGAAAGGGAGCUGGAACGAGAGCUGGACUCCUGUGUAUAUCCAGCCUCCAGACAUCUGCCAAGCAAUCACCGCCAAGACCGGCGGCGGGGCUUGUGGGUACAACAGCCACUGCAUCUUUGAGGGGCUGUACGCCGACUGCGAGUGCCCACCUUCGUAUUCCUUUUUCGAUCCAAGUAGGAAGUACAAAGGGUGCAAGCCGGAUUUCGCUGCCCAAAGUUGCGACGCAGAUGAGAAGGAGAUAGAGGCACUUUAUGAAUUCCAACCGAUGAUCGGUUGGGAUUGGCCAUUAUCCGAAUACGAACAGCUCUACCCCAUAGAGGAAGACCAGUGCAGAAAGGAAUGCUUGAGUGAUUGUUUCUGUGUCGCUGCCACUUAUAAUGACUGGAAUUGUACCAAGAUGAACGCCCCCCUCUCUAAUGGAAAGACGGGCAGCUCUCCCAAGACGAAGUCUCUCAUCAAAGUACCCAGAAGUAAUACUACCCAGUUCCCACCUCCUAUUCCAAUUGGAGAGAGGAAAGAUAAGAAGUCUUGGACGAGGACUGGAUGGCUGCUUCUAGGGACCUCUGCCCUUAUCAACAUUUUGCUCGUCGCUGCUCUUCUUCUUUUUGCCUUCCACUCCUACAAGAAAAGGAUUCACAGUCUUCAGCCUAAUUCGAGUGGGACAGGGAUGGGUCUUCGUUCUCUCACCUACAGAGAGCUCCAAGAAGCCACGAAUAAUUUCAGCGAGCAACUGGAUUAUGGAGGUCCCGGUGCAGCUUACAAGGGCUACAUGCUAGAUGAUUCUAGUACUCGUGUGGCAGUAAAAAGAAUCGAGAAUCUCUUGCCAGACGCGGAGGGGGAGUUCAUCAAUAUAGUCAAAGCCAUUGGCCAGGUUUCCCAUAAGAAUCUGGUCCGAUUGCUUGGGUUCUGCGACGAAGGAACCGAGCGAUUCCUGGUAUACGAGUUCCUGAGCACUGGCCCGUUGAGGAGCUUCCUCUUUGGAAAUGUCCGGCUAAAAUGGAACCAACGAAUCCAGGUCGCCUUGGGAAUUGCAAGAGGACUCCUAUACUUGCAUGAAGAGUGCGGCAGUCAAAUCAUCCACUGUGCCAUACAGCCUCGAAACAUCCUCUUGGACGACAAUUUUGUUGCGAAGAUUUCCAACUUUGAAUUUGGAAAACUUCUGAGGGCUGAUCAGACGCGAGCAGACAUCGCGGUCAGAGGGACCGCAGGGUAUAUUGCACCGGAGUGGUUCAAGAACAUGGGGAUCACAGCAAAGGUGGAUGUGUAUAGCUUCGGCGUCAUGUUGCUGGAGAUUGUAUGCUGCCGGAAGAAUUUGGAACCAGCGGUGGAGAACGAUGAGGCCGCGAUACUGACAAACUGGGUUAAUUCUUGCUAUAGAAAUCGGAGGUUGGACAUGGUGGUGGGGGGUGAUGAAGAGGCCAUCUUCGACCUGAGGAGGGUGGAGAGGUUCGUGACGGUGGCCCUUUGGUGCGUCCAAGAGGAGCCAUCGCUGAGGCCUACGAUGUGGAAGGUGGCUCAGAUGCUAGACGGAGCCGCUACAGUCCCUGUGCCACCUGACCCUUCUUCAUACAUCAGUUCGAUCCAGUAAGUUACUGUCCAUGUCAUGCAAAUUAUGGUGAUAAAAUUAAGCAGUUUCUACCAAGUACGUGUGUCUUAGCUCCUGAAUUAAUAUUGAAUUACUAGUAGAGUAUUUUAUUCUGAAAAAAAGAAAUAAUCGGAGAUGUGAAGAAAGAAGUAUAGUGUUUCUUCUUAUUCUUAUGCUUCCUUAUAGCUAUCUUAAUGUUUUUCUAUUUGAUUGGUAGUCUGAUGAAAUGCGGUUCUGCUAUAGUUUCUUCUAAGAGGCUUCAACAUUUAA